This is a messenger RNA of Cajanus cajan (pigeon pea), 1595 nucleotides long. Its product is annotated as leucoanthocyanidin reductase. Gene Ontology annotation, molecular function: oxidoreductase activity. NCBI's taxonomy places the organism in Eukaryota, Viridiplantae, Streptophyta, Magnoliopsida, Fabales, Fabaceae. The record is from RefSeq and is a predicted model, not a curated record.
ACAAAAAACAUCAGUGCCACCCCACAAGAGAGUGCCAUUUCCUCUCUUCCGAAAUCAAAACCGAAAAUACCAAAACAAAGUCCAAGGUUGUUGGAGGUUGGAACAAAGAAAGAAACAUGACUGUGUCGGCUUCGUUUCCUUCCAUUUCCAAGAACCGUACUUUGGUCAUUGGAGGAACUGGCUUCAUGGGUCAGUUCAUAACUAAGGCAAGCCUUGCCUUAGGGUACCCUACGUUUCUGCUCCUCAGGCCUGGCCCUGUCUCACCUUCCAAGGCUGCCAUUGUCAAAACCUUUCAAGACAAAGGUGCUAAGGUCAUCCAUGGCGUCAUAAAUGACAAGGAAUUGAUGGAGAAGAUUUUGAAGGAAUAUGAGAUAGACGUGGUGAUUUCUCUUGUAGGAGGUGAAAGAUUGUUGGAUCAGAUUACAUUGGUGGAGGCCAUAAAAUGUGUGAAGAGUGUGAAGAGGUUUGUGCCGUCAGAGUUUGGGCAUGACGUGGACAGAGCAGAUCCGGUAGAGCCAGGGCUGAGAAUGUAUAAAGAGAAGCGUUUGGUGAGGCGAAUGGUUGAGGAGUAUGGAAUUCCUUACACAAACAUAUGCUGCAAUUCCAUUGCUUCUUGGCCUUAUCAUGACAAUUGCCAUCCAACCCAGCUUCCUCCACCACUCGAUCGCUUUCAAAUCUACGGUGAUGGCAACGUCAAAGCAUACUUCGUUGAUGGCAAUGAUAUUGGAAGGUUCACAAUGUUGGCCAUUGAUGAUAUCAGAACGCUGAACAAAAACGUUCAUUUUCGACCCGCCACUAACUGUUAUUCUGUCAACGAGCUUGCUUCUUUAUGGGAAAAGAAAAUUGAUCGUAAGAUUCCCCGAGUCACCAUCACAGGGGAUGAUCUUCUCGCCAUAGCUGCAGAAAAUUGUAUACCCCAAAGUAUUGUAGCAUCCUUCACCCAUGAUAUUUUCAUCAACGGUUGCCAAGUUAACUUCAGCACAGAUGGACCUAAUGAUACUGAGAUUUGCACUCUAUACCCAGAUGAAAAAUUCAGAACCUUGGAGGAAUGCUACGAGGACUUUGUCCCCAUGAUCCAUGACAAGAAUAAUAUUCAUGCAGGAACAAAUGAUGAAGUUAAAAUUAAUAAUGACAGAAAGACUUUGGUAGAGACAGGAACAACCGAAGAAAUUAAGGACAUGAAGCCUUUGGUAGAGUCGGUGCCAAUAACAGCUAUGGGCUAGAUCAGAAAGAGAAACGACUCAAUAUUUUCUGUUCUCACUGUUCACAAACUAUGGUGGGGGCAGAAAUUCAUUAUAUUCAUCAAUAAUCAAUGAAUUUUACUCAUAAGAUGUUGUGGAGGCUAGGAUCACCCCGUUUUCUUAUGUAUUAAGGUCAAGCUGUUUCAUUUCACCCAAAUAAUUAGUUCGAAAUUAAGAGCUUGUUACAAUAAAUUCUUGUCACUUGGUUUUGGGUUGUACUUUCCAUGUACUCAUGUAGUAUUUUCAGAUAAUAUAAUUACUAGCUACCAUUAUGUAUCAUGGGAUCCUAUGUUCAAAAUGUAUGUACGUACGAUGUUAUUUGAGGUUAAUGAAUUCUGUGUCCUUAUUGAUGGA